UUAGAAUUUGAACUUGCCAAGUUUCUUUUCAAACAUGCAGAAAUGCCAGUGAACCAAAUGGACACAUUGCUUGAAAUCUGGGCUACCUUGUUGCUUGAGUUAGGCAGCAAUCCACUAUUCACCAACCACACAGACCUCUAUCAUGUGAUAGACAGCAUGUCUGUUGGUGCAGUCAAGUGGGAAAACUUCAAAAUCACUUACAAGUGCAAGCAGGAUGUACAGGAUGAACCAGAUGAACAGGAUGAAGUGAUUGAACUGGGCAGUCAGGAUGUUAUCCACAACCUCCUUGGUUGCACUGACUUUAAGGAUCAAAUGGACUUCAUGCCAUACCAGGAGUUUGAUGCCACAAGUGAUCAGAGGUGUUGGGAGGAUUUUAUGUCAGGUGACUGGGCCUGGGACAAAGCAGACAAGAUUAUCAGCAGUAACCCAUUGGCAGCCAGAGCAACAUUGGUUCCCAUCAUCCUUGGCAGUGACAAGACCACUGUUUCUGUUGCAACUGGGCAAAUGGAUUACUACCUGCUGUCACACACCAAAGGUGUUUGGUGA
Molecule: messenger RNA, 546 nt
Organism: Pisolithus orientalis
Lineage: Eukaryota; Fungi; Basidiomycota; Agaricomycetes; Boletales; Pisolithaceae
Exons: 3
Source: RefSeq, a predicted model, not a curated record